AUGCCACGCUCAUCAGCUGCGGCUAGGAAGAACCAGAGCAAUCGGCAGGAGAAUGGCCUCGUCGGUCCCGGCAAGAAAGUAACCAAACAAAAAUCCAGCAGUCAACUCAACGGCAACUCGGGCAACGGCUCUGCUACCGGUCCGGGCGCGUCCGCUCACUUCGAUCUAUCCUCCGUACGUCUUACAAGCGACACGGCCCUGACCUCUCCGAUUGUUGCGGGUAAAGGGGAGACGAUCAAGGCGGAUGGCAAUGUGCAUGCGGUGAAUGGACACAGCAAGGGUGAGGAGAUGGCGUGUGAUCAGUCAAAUGGUGCUGUGCCCCAGAAUGGGGCCGUGGCAGCUCAUGGCUCUCGCAAUGGAAACUCGAAACGAUCCGGAUCCAAUGCGUCAAUUAAUCCGCUCCAACUCGCCUCUACCAUUCUGAAAUCGUGCCCGAUGUACGAUACAAUCGCCAUCUUGAUUUUUCUGCUUCAACUUCCUCCGAUGGUCUUGACUCUGGUUCAGUUCUUAUUCGCUUCCUUGACUUUCAUGCCUCCCAGCGGCGCUGCGGCCGGUUCUCUGUCGUCAAAUUUUGAUAUCUUUCAGGGUCCGGCCGGAACCCCGUCGCUCGGGACGAUGAUUGCGAUGGAUGGUUUCUGUAUACUUCUCUGGGGCCUCUUUAUGUGGACCUGGGCGCAGAAUUUUGCCAUCGACCUCGCGCAUGUCCAGGUUGCUAUCACCUUGGGUGGCGGGGGUCUGGGAAGAACGGCGGGCAAAGGCAUACAGGAUUUUGUCCUGGGUCAUCUCGUUUCUACUAAACUUAUCAGUCCCGACGCUCUCUCUCAAUAUUCGCACCUGCUACCCGCCGAGUUCCGACGAACAGAAACACAAACAUCCCCUAGUUGGCUCCGCAGCCUUCUUGCUGUACAUAUUUUGGCACAGGCAGGAACCGCCAUGGCUCGACGAUCUAUGGCCAAGAAUAGGUCACCCACCCCAUUACGGACGGGAAAACGCGGGGAUACAGAAGCUUCCGCGGGGUCCCAGGGCCAAGCCGAUUCCGCUCUUGAAUCUGCUGCCAGCGUUUCAUCUUCUUUUGUUGGACCUGAUGGUCAACUGAAGGAUGGGAAGGACCGAUUUACUUCGGCUAAGAAACGCAGAAGGCAGGCAAAUCAAGUUCGGAGUCGGCAGCCAUUUUGGGCCGCACUUGCGAGUACAAAGGUUACGGUUAUGCGGGAAUAUGAGCAUUCACGGGCUAUAUCUAAAACGGCACGAAACCUUACUAUGACGGAGGAAGACCUCCAGGGUGCUUCUCUCGACGAUGGACUAGUAUGGAUUACGGAUGUGGACAGCUCUUCAAUCAAAUAUGCGGCGGGUGAGUUUACCGAUGACCCCGCUAUAUCGGGAUCAUUUGAAGGAGGCCGCUUGGAUGGAGACGUGGAACCAUUCUACGUCUGUGUCAACGGUGCACUCUGGGCUACUGCCACUAUAUACAGGGUUUCGGAUGUCAAAGGACCAAACGCGGUUCACUGGCGGGGUGAAAUCUCCGGACUUGCUCCGAAUUGCGCCUAUACAUGUGCAUUUGUGCGAAGCAAUACCGACGAGGAAAUAUGUGUCAUGAGUGUCAAGACGCCUGCAACGACUGACACAGAACAAGUUAUAUCCGCGGUAUCGACUCCCCCGCAACCGCCAUAUCGACCAUCGUCCCCCACAACCACGCUCAAGAACUCCAUUGUCAAUGCGGAAUCUAAGCUAAACGAAAAACGCUCACGCCUCAAGAAGACAAAGAACGACCACAAAGUUGUCAUCUCGAAAAUCCGGAAAGAGCUCGACAAUUUCAACCAACGCCUUCACAGCGGAACAGACGAGAAUCGGCAAAAGCAGCGUUCGUUCCAGCUAGAACGAAACAUUCGCCAAACCGAGGAAGCCACCGCGGCUCUGGAAACACAAUUAGACAGCAUGGAAACUGUCCCAGAGGAGGAGAUGGAAGAAUGGGACGCACACAAGAAGGACUUUGAGCAUGAGUUGGAAUUGUUCAACGCUGUCAAGGAGGAGGUAACAGCUGCUCGUGCAACUGGAGCUCAAGAUGUGGCCACCCUUGAUUUGGAAUUGACUCAGGCUAUCCAGAAGCGCGAGCGUCUCCAGAGUCGCCGCACUCGGGUGAAUGAGCAGUACGAGCGCAUCAUUUCAGCCAAUGCCCAAGGAUUGAACGAGAGAGAACGCCGCGCAGCUGAACAGUUUGCCAGGGAACAGGAUCAGUCGAAAAUGGAAGCCAAUUUCCAUGAGCAAUUCGGGAGCAUCAGUCAAUCCGUGCAGGAUUUCCAGCUGCGCACCAGUCAACUCUGGCAGCAGGCGUCUGCGAUUGAACAGUCUAUCCAACAGCAACAGCAACAAAUGCUCAUUGAUUCCGGUCCUCUGACACCAGAAGGCAACCUACCCGGUACCAAUCCUCUCUCCGAGAUCAGCGGAAUGCCAUUGAACACAUCGAUAUCCACUGCACCCAGCGCCCGGGCUCUGUUGGGUCUGAGCUUUCCUCCUGCGAGGUCCAGUCCACUGCAGAUCUCGUCUUCUCCAGUCCAUGAUUCCGCUUCUCAUCCAACAAGCCCGUCUCAGGACAUUCCAUUCCUUCCACAGUUUCCGAAUUCUCCGGCUGGAGUUGGGGGCUCUUAUUUCGGCUCAGACAUCAAUCACCGAGAUCGUUCAUUCUCCAAUCGCUCCACUCGCAGCAGCCAGUACGGCUCUGAUUUCUUGGACUUGAACCGCAUGCCGCCUCUCCAGCUUGACCUAUCUGAGCUACUAUCUGACAAGCCGCGGCCUGGCUCUCCAGGGAAUGGUUUCCUUCACCAAGGCGCCCGUCCUGUUCUGAGUCCGUUCCAGCGAGCAGCAAGUCGAGGCAGUGGGACUGGUAGUGGUAGCGGUGGCAGUGGAAGUGGAACCGGCAGUCCACACUCUUCGCGCGAUUGA
This is a messenger RNA of Penicillium nucicola, 2940 nucleotides long. RefSeq lists its product as uncharacterized. The record is from RefSeq and is a predicted model, not a curated record. The transcript is spliced from 3 exons. NCBI's taxonomy places the organism in Eukaryota, Fungi, Ascomycota, Eurotiomycetes, Eurotiales, Aspergillaceae. Bases 1 to 2940 code for a protein of 979 amino acids.